Molecule: messenger RNA, 4096 nt
Organism: Manis pentadactyla (Chinese pangolin)
Lineage: Eukaryota; Metazoa; Chordata; Mammalia; Pholidota; Manidae
Gene: CHAF1B
Product: chromatin assembly factor 1 subunit B
Exons: 15
Coding region: 240-2093 (617 amino acids)
Biological process (GO): DNA replication-dependent chromatin assembly; nucleosome assembly
Cellular component (GO): nucleus; CAF-1 complex
Molecular function (GO): protein binding
Source: RefSeq, a predicted model, not a curated record
GCUGGCUCCGACGUUCCCGUGGGUCGCCCGGCCGGGCCGGGCGGGGCCACAGGCUGUCGCUGAGGGCGGGCCGCGGGGUCCGGAACAGCUGCCAGCGGCGCGCGUUCGGGCGGCCGGUCCCCACCCAGCCCCCGCUCUGCGCGGCCUCCUCCCCGCCAGGCCCUGUCUUGGCGGCCCGAGAGGAGCGCCGCGUCCCAACGGUGCCUGACGAAGUUCUUGCAACUUCAAGACUCAGGAGGAUGAAAGUCAUCACUUGCGAGAUAGCCUGGCACAACAAGGAGCCGGUGUACAGCCUGGACUUCCAGCACGGCUCGGCCGGGAGGAUCCACAGACUGGCGUCCGCAGGCGUGGACACCACAGUCAGGAUCUGGAAGGUAGAAAAAGGACCAGAUGGAAAGGCCAUUGUUGAGUUUUUGUCCAAUCUUGCUCGACAUACCAAAGCUGUCAAUGUUGUGCGUUUUUCUCCAAAUGGGGAAAUUUUAGCAUCAGGAGGAGAUGACGCAGUCAUUCUGUUGUGGAAGGUGAACGACAAUAAGGAGACAGAACAGAUUGCUUUUCAGGACGAGGAUGAGGCGCAGCUGAAUAAGGAGAACUGGACUGUCGUAAAAACCCUGAGGGGCCAUCUAGAAGAUGUGUAUGACAUUUCCUGGGCAACUGAUGGAAAUUUGAUGGCUUCAGCCUCUGUGGAUAACACAGCCAUCAUAUGGGAUGUCAAUAAAGGACAAAAGAUCUCAAUUUUUAAUGAACAUAAAAGUUAUGUACAAGGAGUCACCUGGGACCCUUUGGGUCAGUAUGUCGCCACCCUGAGCUGUGACAGGAUCCUGAGGGUAUACAGCACACAGAAGAAACGUGUGGCAUUUAAUGUCUCAAAGAUGCUGUCUGGCAUAGGGGCUGAAGGAGAGGCGAGAAGUUACCGGAUGUUCCAUGAUGACAGCAUGAAGUCAUUCUUCCGCAGACUCAGUUUUACUCCUGACGGGUCUUUGCUCCUCACCCCAGCUGGCUGUGUGGAAUCUGGCGAAAAUGUAACGAACACAACUUAUGUUUUCUCCAAGAAAAAUCUGAAAAGGCCUAUUGCUCAUCUCCCGUGUCCCGGAAAAGCGACGCUUGCUGUCCGCUGCUGUCCUGUCUACUUUGAGUUGAGGCCGGCGGUGGAAGCAGAUGGGCCCUCACAAGAACCAGGCAUGGAGCUGGUGAGCCUGCCAUACCGACUGGUAUUUGCUGUGGCUUCUGAAGACUCUGUACUUCUGUACGACACCCAGCAGCUGUUCCCUUUCGGCUAUGUGUCUAAUAUACAUUACCACACGCUAAGCGAUGUCUCCUGGUCCAGUGAUGGGGCCUUCCUGGCCAUUUCUUCCACGGAUGGUUAUUGUUCAUUCGUGACCUUUGAGAAGGAUGAACUUGGAAUACCUUUGAAGGAGAAGCCAGAUUUGAGCGUGAGAACUCCUGAUAUGGCAAAGAGAACCAAGAGUCAGACUCACCAAGGCUCUUCUCCUGGACCCAGACUGGUAGAGGGAACCCCCGCCGGCAAAGCCCAGGACCCCAGCAGUCCCAGUGCCACACCCCCUCAGGCGAAGCAGUCCCCUGCCCCAGCAGUGACAAAGGACACCCCCACGACUACACCUGGGGCCAGAGGUUCCUUCCCAGGGCUGUCAGAGGAGAAGAAGACCCUGCAGCUCAACAGUCAAAACACAAAAGCCCACCCAUCCCGGAGGGUCACUCUGAACACACUGCAGACCUGGAGUAAGACCACACCCCGGAGAAUAAAUUUAAUACCCUUAAAGACAGAUACUCCACUGAAUUCUGCACCAUCUGCUAUGAUUUCCACCUCUUCCUUAGAAGAAAGUCAAUCAGAGAUGCCUGGGGACCCGCAGAGCAGUCCUCUGAAGCUAAAGCGGCCCAGACUCUGUGAGCACAAAGGAGGCACCCAAGACACAGGGAGUCUGCAGCAGAGCGUCCUCCCGCCAGGGCUCUCUUCCCAGUCCAAGAGAGGUCAGAGAGCUAGCAGACCCACCCACCACCUCACUGCCAGGAAGCGGCUGAGGAACAGAAGAAUGCAGAAGAAUGUGCCCUCUUUAAGUCCUCUGCAGCAAUAAAGAAAAGAAUUGGAAAGAAGUAUCAGUCUGUGGCUUAGUCUACAACUCAUUAAACCAGAGUUUACCUCCCUUUUAGGUGGGAAAGGGGUCAACUAGGGAGCACUUAUCACAUAGAGAAAGGAAGGUGAAGCCAUGUGUCACUGUCAUAAUGCAGAUGGGGGUCACAUUCAAUAUGAAGACAUUUAAAAAUGUCAGAGUGCUUUAACCGGUGAUUUGCAACCUUAGCUGCACAUUGAAAUCACUUGAAGAGCUGGCAGAAUACUGAUGCUCAGAGGGUCUGGCCUAAUGGGCGGUGGGCAUGGUGUAAACAUCGGAUGCUAUAAAGCUGCUUGAGUAAUUCUGAUGUGCGGCCAACGUUGGGCAAUCAUAGAGAAAAAGCUUUCCCCGGAUAUAGUCUGGUUAAAUGCAUUUCCAAUGAAAAUGUUUUCUUGUUUAUUCUCUGGUUUCAUCACCUAUUGACAGAAACACUUCCUUACCAGGGCUGCCAAACCAGAGAUAAUGUGUAGGCGAUGACAGCAGCUCUUCAAGAAAAAGGAUCAUUUUAAAUUUCCUGUGGCUGAAGGGAGGUGAAUUUGUAGCCGUUGUCCCCAUGCCAACAGGAGUGACCAUGGGUCCCACGUUCUCGGUGAGCGGGCCUGCUUCCCCGGCCACACGCCAUAGUUGUUCAGAACUUCUGUCUCUUCUGCAGCAAUAAUGGGGGGCACCUUCUCUGGGCUGUAGUUCUGGUGUCCAGGCUAGGCUGAUGCCAGCCAUUGCAGCCUUAUCAGCGGGGUAGGGCCAGUGUCACAUUCCAGUGUGGUUGAAAUAUUUCUGAACCAUAAAUCCCUGGUCCAGCUCUUAUCCCAGACCAAAAGCAGAGCUGUACCACACCCAGCUGUUAGCUCCCACUUCUGCAUUUAAGCACACUGCAGUGGUCAUACCUGAGUUGUCAGAGGUGGCUGUGCAAGGUGUCUUUCCAGUUUGGCCUGUUUUCCUUAGCACAAACAAGAGAAAAAUGCUCUCACUAACCUGGACCCCUCCAGAAGCCCUAUUUUCUCCUCAAGCUUUGGCCCUGAGAUACUAAGUAAUAAGCAUUGCCCCUUUUCAAGCCAUGGUAGCAAAUGCUUAGUUGUGACUGUGGGGUCGGUCGAACACUGGCCUCAUGCUCGGAUGACUUAUUUCCUCGUUCUGUGGGAGCGCUACCUUGGAAGGGCAUUUCAAGUGUAAGAACAAGUCUGCAACAGCUCAACUCCAGGUCCCUGCCCUUGCCCUUAGCAGGGCAGAAACGAGUGCUUGGGACAGGUGGAUGCUGGCUGUCCGCCCCUCCAGACCUCCCCUGAUGCCACUCUUCUUUCUCUGCCCUCUACCUACUGGCCGCUCCAGUGCCUCCCAGCCCGGCUAUGCACCACAUCACCUGUGGGGCUUUACAGACAGAACAAAACCAGCUCAAGUCUGGCUUUGUCUAGACCCCAGAAUCAGUUUCUAUAGGUGAGGGAGACCCACAGCCAAGCACACACAUUUUUUAAAACACUCUGAGGGUUUCAUCAGGCUGUCAGCAUUGAGGACAGACAGUUGAGGGGUUGUGAAAUCUUGAAGAUACGCCAGUGAAGGGCAGUUAAAAUUCUUUGAGCUCACUGAAGAAUUCUCAUGUUCAGCUACCCACGAGGAGGCUGAAUCUUGAGGAAACCCUUGCCACCCAGUGUCACUCUGCUUCUACCCAGAGUCAUAGGAAUGAGUAGAUGCUGUGUUGUUAAAGAAUCCCCAAGGCGAGCUCCACACAGUGGGCCCUGCUGCUUUAGGAAGCGUGGUCAGGGAAGUGAUUAACUUCAGUUCCCGAUGGGACAGUACCCAAAUGAGCCACUUGGGGGCGAUAUUGCUAGCCCUUAACUCCACUGUUAAAUUUAUUAACGUAUUUUUAAUGAAAGAAUUUUUAGUUCUGUUACAGAAGCAGUACAUCAUUACCUAUUGCAAUAUUUCAUGUUUAUUACUUUCUGUAUAAAUAAAUGCUAUUUUGUUGUUCCAAA